AUGUAUCGCGACGAACCCUAUUGGGGCGCUCCGCUGGCCGCGUUUGGCGACCCACAGGCCCGUUUGUUGGUGGUUGGUCUGGCUCCGGCGGCCCACGGUGGCAAUCGCACCGGCCGGAUGUUCACCGGCGACCGCAGCGGCGACUGGCUGUUUGCGCGCUGA
Geodia barretti is the source of this 162-nucleotide messenger RNA. NCBI's taxonomy places the organism in Eukaryota, Metazoa, Porifera, Demospongiae, Tetractinellida, Geodiidae. The record is from the annotation of a GenBank genome assembly.